AUGUCCUCGGUCGCGCCCGCGCGCGAUUCGCCCGCGCACGGCAACGCCGCACGCGCGCCCGGGGGUGAAGCCGCGACGACGACGACGGUGGCGGUGAUGUCCGCGUCCGUCGCGCGCGCGAGCGUCGUGGACGUCGCGCGUGGACGUGGGCGCGCGCGACGAAUGGCGCGCGCGCGAACGACGGUUACCGCGGCGCGCGCGGGCGAACGCGUGACGUUGCACUACUCGAUGACGCUGGGCGACGGCACGGUCGUGGACGACACCCGGGGCGAGGCGCGGGGCGGACGACCGGUGAUCGUCACCGUGGGUGACGGGGCGCUGUUUCCAAAGAUUUCAAAAGAAAUCGAGUCGAUGGCGAUCGGGGACGCGCGCACGGUUCGUCUCGCCGCGGAGGAGGCGUUCGGGGCGAGAGAUCCGGGUAAGGUCCAACGGUUUCCGCUGUCGCCGGAGGAGGCGAAGGCGUUGGGCGAGCGCGCGCGACCGGGUCAGCUCGUGGAGCUCCCGGACGGCGGACGCGCGCUCGUGCUCGAGCUCGACGACGCCGGCGUCGCGCUCGAUUUGAACCACCCGCUCGCGGGGCAAGAUUUGACGUUUGAGAUCGAACUCCUCGACAUCUCCGAGGGGGCGACGAUUUUUGGCGUUCCCAUGGUGAACUUCACCCCAGGGUCGACGUAG
Molecule: messenger RNA, 675 nt
Organism: Ostreococcus tauri
Lineage: Eukaryota; Viridiplantae; Chlorophyta; Mamiellophyceae; Mamiellales; Bathycoccaceae
Product: Peptidyl-prolyl cis-trans isomerase,FKBP-type,domain
Exons: 1
Coding region: 1-675 (224 amino acids)
Molecular function (GO): peptidyl-prolyl cis-trans isomerase activity
Source: RefSeq, a predicted model, not a curated record